Messenger RNA from Lycium barbarum (goji berry), 1866 nucleotides. RefSeq lists its product as uncharacterized. The coding region runs from base 716 to 1489 and encodes 257 amino acids. The record is from RefSeq and is a predicted model, not a curated record. The transcript has 5 exons. NCBI's taxonomy places the organism in Eukaryota, Viridiplantae, Streptophyta, Magnoliopsida, Solanales, Solanaceae.
AGACACCGGUUUAUGUUGCUGCAGCGAGUGGAGAGAAAGAAGUGUUCAUUUUGUUGGCAGAGCAAAAUUUUAGUGAAUUCACUGUGACGAGGACGAUGGAAGCACUGUUCUUCAUGCUGCCGUAACUCAAGAGUCUUACCACUUCGCAUUAUAUUUGCUGAAUCUAUAUCCUGAACUAGCCAGCAAGCAUGAUGGAACGGGUACGACUGCAUUGAACAUAUUGGCUACGAAGCCCUUCUCUUUCAGAAGUGGAUCAUCAUACAUGUUUGGUCAAGCAGGCACUACGCCUUUUGUUCCUAUGCAGAUGGUUUAAACAUUUAUCUACUUAUGCAUACCAGCAAUGUAUGUGGAAUCAAGAACUAAUGCAGCUGUCUUCUCUAAGAGAGAAAGGUUUUCAUUGAUCAGCCUUUUACUAGGUAAUGCAUGGUUAGGAGAGAUUGAUGAUGCAAAGCAAAAGCAUAUCCUUGCGUUAAAAUUACCACAAUGAUUGAUAGAGGAAGAAGAUUGGAGCUACUAUGCAGAUAGUGUAACAAAUCCGUUAAUACAGGCAACAAAACUUGGUAUUGAUGAGUUAGUCGUGGAAAUUAUACAAAAAUAUCCUCAAGCUGCAGAAACCUUGGAUGAAGAUGGAAAGAAAAUAUUGCAUAUAGCAGCAGAGAGGAAAAACAGGUUCCUAUUUGAUCACUUUCUGAAAAAAGUAGCUCAUAAGGAUAGGAUGCUUGCAGAUAUCGAUCAACAAGGAAAGACCGUUAUGCAUUUUGCAGCAAGUGUUGGGUCCCCAUAUAGAUUUUCUAUGGGAGAACCAAGUGAAAUGACAGGGGGUAUAAAAGCAGUACUGCUCAUGAUGUGGGGUGUGCUUUGGUUUAAGCUCGUAAAAUACUGUGUCCAUCCACGUUUAUGGAGUCUGAAGAAUUCUGAAGGCCUGACUGCCAAAGAGUUAUUCGAGAGAACCCAUUCAGGUGUCCGUAAAGAAGCAGAGAAAACAAUCAGAGACUUAAGGAAUUCAGUUCUCAUACUGGCUACUCUUCUCAGUACAAUAAACUUUGCUGCAGUUUUUACAGUCCCCGGAGGAUUUGAUGAGAAAACUGGCCUACCUAUUCUCCUCAACACUGACGGUACUAAGUCAGAGUUGUGUAUGUUGAUGUUUUUCUUAGGUGCAACAGCUCUUUUCAAUUCAGUAUUCACCAUGGGCGCUUUGCUUUCGUUUCUUCUCUCCAAGUUUGACUCAGAUGACUUUUAUAUUGCCAUUCCAUUGAAGAUCUGUGGUGUCUAUACUUUUGUGUAUUACUCUGCAGCAAUCACAGUUUUGGCCGGCAUUCAAGCCCUUAAUCUUGAGAAUAUGUUCAUGAACAAAGAUGUCUGGUGGCCAGUGGCGGAGCCACAUAGAGCCGAGGGUGUUCAUCUGAACCCCCUCGGCCGAAAAAAACACUAUUUUUACGAAGUUAAAAUUAUUUUUUAUGUAUAUAUAGUAGAUGUUGAACCCCCUUAGGCUUCUGCGUAUGUUUACUUUUUAUUUUUAUUUUUUUUAUUUUGAACCCCCUCGGCGGAAAUCCUGGCUCCGCCACUGCUGAUGGCUAUGUUUUUUUAUGCUUUGUCUUGCAUUUCUUGGGACCUUAAUAUUUGUAGACAUGUCUUAUCUCGUUUUUUAUUAUAUGUACCAUUUCCUUCGUUAUUCAGUUUCUUACAAGAGGCAAUAUAUGUAAUCUGAAAUACCAUUUGUGAUAUCAUACGGCAGAUAGCCUUUUUGUUUUUCUGCAUAGCCCAUAUGGAUUGUUGUUCUUGUUCUUGACAUUAGUUCGUCAUUUUCUUGUACAACUUUGGCACAGGCAUAGGCCGCCUAGAACUCUGAGAUGUUGUAGGGUUGGU